Adelges cooleyi (spruce gall adelgid) is the source of this 3926-nucleotide messenger RNA. Its product is annotated as pre-mRNA-splicing factor ATP-dependent RNA helicase PRP16. The record is from RefSeq and is a predicted model, not a curated record. Gene Ontology annotation, molecular function: RNA binding; ATP binding. Lineage: Eukaryota; Metazoa; Arthropoda; Insecta; Hemiptera; Adelgidae. Bases 109 to 3681 code for a protein of 1190 amino acids. Gene Ontology annotation, cellular component: intracellular anatomical structure; spliceosomal complex. Gene Ontology annotation, biological process: mRNA splicing, via spliceosome. The transcript has 18 exons.
UAUCGCAUUUGAAAGUGUUUAAAACUAUUGUUUAAUAGUCCUUUUAUAAAAAUUGAAAUUUAAUCGAAUUUUCAAAUUUAAAUUGCGUGUUUAAGUAUUGACAUAAUUAUGUCUGAUGACGAAGAUGGCGUUCAUCGGCUAUCCGGUUGUAAUCAGGCGGAAGGCGGCUUAGUUAUAAAGAAGAAACCAGCACCUGCUGGCCAGUUUCAAUUUAAAGUACCCGACAUACCCAAGGGUUCGUUACUUGGACUUGAUAAAUUAGCAGCACAAAAGCGUUUGGAGCGGGAAGAUAUUGAAAGGUCGAAAAAAUCCAUGUUGUCGUCCUAUGGAGAUAAUGACGAUGAAGGAGAUGAUGUUGAAGAGAUACACUUGAAAGAAGGACAAAAAAAUAAGAAUAAAGACAGACAUUAUCGCUCUGUUCAAGAAGAAACCCCAACACACACAGGAGGUUUGUCUAAAGAGGCUAUAGAAAAGUUAGAAAAACUAAAAAAGACCCACCAUCGAGGUGUGCAUUACUCUACUUCUAAUGCAAAAGACCGAAGAGCUCAUCGUUCCAAAGACAGAACACAUUCUGAUAGAAAUGAUAGGCGACAUCAUCGAAAUGAGCCAUAUAGAAAACAGGAUAGAUAUAGUCAUCGUGAUUACCGAUCAAGUAGGACACCGUCAAUAAGGCGAAGAGAUGAACCAUUAACACCUAACGUUAGAAUGAGAGAUACGCCAUCAAGAACGACUUGGGAUGAAGACGACCGAAUGUCGUUGUAUAAAACAUCUACGUGGGAUAUGCCUACUCCUAAAAGAUAUGUUGACGACGAUCCUUCUAGAACUCCUAGGUUUACACCAGCAUAUAAAUAUAAUAAAUGGGAUAGUCACCGUGCAUCUGGUGCCACUCCUAGACCAGGAAAAGAAAAUGAUUUGUUGUGGGCUAGCGAAACUGAUCGCGAUGAAUGGGAAGAAGCCCAAAACAGAUUGGAUAGACAGUGGUAUAAUUUGGACGAAGGAGUUGAUGAAACAAAUAAUCCGUUCAGUGAUGUCAGCGAAUCGUACGCUAAAAAAAAAGAACUACAAUUAGCUCAAAGCAAGAAAAAACGAAUGUCGGCACAACAAAGACAAAUCAACAAGGAUAAUGAAUUAUGGGAACGUAAUCGUAUGUUAACUAGCGGUGUUGUAGUGUCUGUUGAUCUGGAUGAAGAUUUCGACGAGGAUAACGAGGCUAGAGUGCAUCUGUUGGUGCAUAAUAUUGUGCCACCAUUUUUGGACGGUCGUAUUGUAUUUACUAAACAACCUGAGCCAGUUAUACCGGUCAAAGAUCCAACAUCCGAUAUGGCCAUGGUGGCUCGGAAAGGUUCAAUGUUAGUCCGUACAUUCCGCGAACAAAAGGAACGUAAACGAGCUCAAAAGAAACACUGGGAGGUAGCUGGCACUGCGAUAGGAAAUAUAAUGGGCGUAAAGAAAAAAGAAGAUGAUAAAGAUGAACGGAUUGAUGAAGAGGGAGAGACAGACUACAAGACUGAUCACCAAUUUGCCGAACAUAUUAAAGAUACACCAGAAGCCAGCAGUGAAUUUUCUCGGAAAAAAACAUACUCUGAACAACGGCAAUAUUUGCCAGUGUUUGCAGCCAGACAAGAGUUGUUAAACAUAAUUAGAGAAAAUAAUAUUGUGAUUGUUAUUGGAGAAACUGGUAGUGGUAAAACUACUCAACUCACUCAAUAUCUUCACGAAGAAGGAUAUAGCAAGCGUGGUAUGAUUGGAUGUACUCAACCGAGAAGAGUUGCAGCCAUGUCAGUGGCUAAACGUGUUUCUGACGAAAUGAACACUAAAUUGGGCGAUGAAAUAGGUUAUGCCAUCCGUUUUGAAGAUUGUACGUCCGAAAAAACUGUAAUAAAGUAUAUGACUGAUGGUAUUUUACUUCGAGAGUCAUUGAGAGAUCCAGAUUUAGAUAAUUAUAGUGCCGUCAUAAUGGAUGAAGCGCACGAAAGAUCGUUGAACACUGAUGUACUUUUUGGACUUUUACGAGAGGUGGUUACCAGACGUACAGAUCUAAAAUUAAUUGUGACUUCAGCUACUAUGGAUGCUACUAAAUUUUCACUGUUUUUUGGUAACGUACCAACUUUUAAUAUUUCAGGCCGCACUUUCCCCGUUGACGUAAUGUAUAGUAAAAAUCCUUGUGAAGAUUAUGUUGAAGCUGCUGUAAAACAAGCAUUACAAGUACAUUUGCAACCUCAUCAAGGUGAUAUUUUAAUAUUUAUGCCCGGACAAGAAGAUAUUGAAGUUACUUGUGAAACAUUAGCAGAAAGGUUAAACGAAAUAGCUGAUGCUCCACAGCUGUUAGUGCUUCCCAUAUAUUCUCAGUUGCCAUCAGAUUUACAGGCUAAAAUUUUUCAAAAGUCAUCGGAUGGCCUAAGAAAAUGUGUUGUAGCUACUAAUAUAGCCGAAACAUCUUUAACGGUUGAUGGUAUACGGUUUGUCGUUGACACUGGCUAUUGUAAGAUGAAAGUAUAUAAUCCUCGAAUCGGUAUGGACGCUUUACAAAUAUAUCCCAUAAGUCAAGCUAAUGCCAACCAGCGAAGUGGUAGAGCCGGUCGUACAGGCCCUGGACAAUGUUACAGAUUAUACACUGAGAGACAAUACAAAGAUGAACUUUUAAUGGGCACUGUUCCUGAAAUUCAAAGAACCAACUUAGCAAAUACUGUGUUGUUAUUAAAAUCGUUAGGAGUUCAAGAUUUGCUCCAGUUUCACUUUAUGGAUCCACCUCCACAAGACAAUAUUUUAAAUUCUUUGUAUCAAUUAUGGGUACUUGGUGCAUUAGAUAAUACCGGAGAAUUAACUUCACUUGGUCGUCAAAUGGCUGAAUUUCCACUUGAUCCACCGCAGUGUAAAAUGUUAAUAGUGUCUUCCGCCAUGAAAUGUACAGCCGAUGUGCUUAUAAUAGUAUCUAUGUUAUCAGUCCCAUCAAUUUUUUAUCGUCCAAAGGGACGUGAAGAGGACUCUGACAAUGUCCGAGAGAAGUUUCAAGUGCCCGAAUCCGAUCAUUUAACAAUGUUGAAUGUAUACAACCAAUGGAAACAGAACAAUUAUUCUGCAUCAUGGUGUAAUGAACAUUUUAUUCAUAUUAAAGCUAUGCGUAAAGUCCGUGAAGUCCGACAACAACUUAAAGAUAUCAUGGUACAACAAAAAAUUGAAAUUAUAUCUUGCGGUACAGAUUGGGACAUUAUACGCAAAUGUAUAUGCUCAGCCUAUUUCCAUCAAGCAGCUAGACUAAAAGGUAUUGGUGAAUAUGUCAAUUGCCGUACUGGUAUGCCUUGUCAUUUGCAUCCAACAUCGGCCCUGUUUGGCAUGGGUUUUACUCCAGACUACGUUGUCUAUCAUGAACUCAUUAUGACAUCAAAGGAAUAUAUGCAAACUGUAACCGCUGUGGACGGACAUUGGUUGGCUGAGCUGGGUCCUAUGUUCUUUACUGUUAAAGAAACUGGCAAGUCAGGAUCAGCAAAGAAACAGACUUUAGAAACGUUGCAGGAAAUGGAAGGUUCAAUGAGAAUGGCUCAAGAAGAAAUGAGAGCGCGAAAACUCGAAGAAGAGCGUAAACAACUUGCCAGCAUUAGAAAGGUUGAAAUUAUUACACCAGGCAAACGAGAACCUGGAACUCCGUCAUUACGCCGUAAACAAGGACAGUUAGGAUUAUAAAUAUGUACGUUUUGUGAUUAAGUUUUUAAUUCCAUCUGACUUUUAAUUGCAAUUUUUAAUCGAGAUUAAGAAUGAACGUUACAUUCGGUUAACAUUGCUACAAAUAUAAAAUUUGAAUACGUAGAUAUCAUUGAUUAUAAAUAAUACUAUUUAUAAUUUAUAUAAUCAAUGGUAAAUAUAAAUUUAUACUUAACAAUUAAAAUUAAAUUCUAAAUACUUCAUUCAAUGUAAGUUCCAAAAAUUUG